GCACUGAUUUGCUGGUUGCAGACGAAUUUUCUAGUAGCCUCAUUCUGAGGUUGCCAUCAACAAGCAACAUGGCGUCCAAAGGCAAAGCGGAUCCAGAUUUGGAUGAUUUUUUAAGCAAAGUUGAUCAGAUUGAAUCCAUUGUAAAGACCCUUAAGUAUGGAGAUGACACACAGGUCAAGACGGCGAUGCAGGAAGCAGAUACCAUGCUGGCACAUGCCAAAACCCACAAGGGUCAUUUCCCUGAGGAUCUGGGGCCAGUGGAACCAGGGGAUGAGGAUCUGCCCAAAACAAAGACUGGCUUCAGUAAAACUAUGAUCAACUCAGCCCCAACUACAACUUCCAAUCCAGAGAGGCCAGGUACUGAUGUUCCCCAGUUUGACAGUGCAAACCAAGAUUCCUUCAUGGCUGCAAUGGAAGCUGACGCAAAUGAAAGAGCUGAACGACGGAAAAAAAGACAGAAGGAAGCGAACGUAAUAAAAGAGAAAGGAAAUGAAGAAUUUAGACAGGGGAACUACGAAAAAGCAUUAGAGUACUAUUCAGAGGCUUUACAAAAAGUUAAAGACAACACAGUGUUAUAUACAAACAGAGCCCAGACCCUCAUCAAACUUCACAAGUACGAGGAGGCUCUCACAGACUGUGACUGGGCCCUCAGGGUAUUCCCCAACUGUAUAAAGGCCCAUAUCCACAUGGGUCGGGCACACAUGGGCCUGGGUCAGUACGAGAAAGCCAGAGAGUGUCUCCAUAAAGCUCAGGAGUGUGACCCGAAACGAGAGACAGCGAUUAAAGAAUACCUGUCAGAGGUUGACCGUCUGGAACAAAAGGAGACGCAGGAAGCUCAGGCCAAGCAGUUGUUUGACUCGGGAGACGAAAGUGCACAGACAGUGGUACAGUUACUGGAGAAAGUGUGUAAACCAGAACAGCUUCCUCUGUUCUACAGUGGAGGGUUCACUCUGAUCUGUAGCCGACUCCAGACAGUGGAAGAUAAGACUUUAUUCCGAACAAAUGGCGGCAUUGAUCUGUUCUCUAGUCAUCCAUGUUUCUCGCGGUGUAUAGCCUCCCAACCUAGGAGUCUGUCCCAGGAACAACUCACCAUGCUGACAGCAGGCAUCGAGAUGUUGGCUAUGGCAUGUACAGAAAACGAAUCAAAUCAGCAACAGUUAUUAGGAAUCAACAAUUUCUCUGAAAACAUUCUCCAAUUUAUGGAAGUGAAAAUCAAAGGUCAAGGUCGUCUGAUGAAAUCUGCCUGUGUAACAUUAUUACAUCGACUGACUUUGUCUGAAUUAGGGAGAUCAACAGUGAUUCGUGUGUUCAAUCUGACAAGAUUAAUUACGGUACUGUUUGAGCUGAUAAGAACCAAUGUCACUAUAGCCAUUACUGCGGGCAGUGUACUUAAUAACCUGGCACUAGAUAAAAUGUUUAAAUCCAAAUUAAGAGACAAGAUUGAUGUAGAUGUACUGCCUGCGUUUGAAUCCUUAUUGAAAGACGGUUGUUCUGGCCAAGCCUGUGUUCUCCCGACAUGCGUGACGACCAUGAUGAACCUGGCAACAGACACAAUUAUACGAGACAAGUUGUGUGAACGUCAGGACCUGUGGAAGGCUGUGAUGGAUCUUAUGGCACAACACAAAGAGUGUCUGGAGCAGCCAAUCAGUGUGGAGCUUGUCGAGUCGUUACUCGGCCUGCUGUCUAACUUGACAUUCACGGUGUCCCCACAACACAAGGAACAUGCCCUCAAUAUCUGUAAACAGUGCCUAGAGUUCUGUAAAAAGUUUAAACACUACAAACUUAUCGUAUCACGCAGUCUGGGCGUGCUCAGUCAUGUCCUGCCUAAAUCUAUACCGUCCGUCGACUGGCUGUGUACGGAGAAUGGUGCCGAAAUCCUCAUGUAUCAUGUGAAGAGUGAGGAAGAUGCAGAGAACAGAAAACAUGCAUUAAAGGGCCUGACAGCCUGUACCCAGAUCAACGAACUCGCGCGGAUAUUUGUGGUAGAUCAUAAAGGCCUUGGGACGCUGAUACGACUACUGAAGGCAGACGAUGAAAUUCUGAUCGGAAACUCAGCAUUAAGUCUUGGUCACUGUACCCAGGUGCCCAAGGUGUGUGCAGCAUUAGCUAAAACAGACAUUAUCAAGGACUUAUUAGUGUUAGCGAGAGACGGCAAACGUCCAGCAGUACAACAGAACUGUGCCAUUCUCAUCGCCAAGCUGGCUCAGGGAGAUUCCAGACACUUAUCAAGGUUACGAGAGCUCCAUGGUGUUGAUAUCCUUCACACUUGUAUGAAACAUCUCAAGUAAAUAUGUCUGUCGUCCUUCUGUUCCGUCACCUGAUGUUUCUCUUCUUCAUAUACACAUCAACACCUGGUGUUCCUCAGACGACCGACAGACACGUGUCAUCAUUACCUGGUGUUCCUCAGACGACCGACAAAGACACGUGUCAUCAUCACCUGGUGUUCCUCAGACAACCGACAGGGACACGUGUCAUCAUUACCUGGUGUUCCUCAGACGACCGACAGGGACAUGUGUCAUCAUUACCUGGUGUUCCUCAGACGACGGACAGUGACAUGUGUCAUCAUUACCUGGUGUUCCUCAGACAACCGACAGGGACACGUGUCAUCAUUACCUGGUGUUCCUCAGACGACCGACAGGGACAUGUGUCAUCAUUACCUGGUGUUCCUCAGACGACGGACAGUGACAUGUGUCAUCAUCACCUGGUGUUCCUCAGACGACCGACAGAGACAUGUCAUCAACACCUGGUGUUCCUCAGACGACCGACAGAGACACGUGUCAUCAUCAUCCAGUGUUCCUCAGACGACUGACAAAGACACGUGUCAUCAUCACCUGGUGUUCCUCAGACGACCUACAGUGACACGUGUCAUCAUCACCUGGUGUUCCUCAGACGACCGACAAUGACACGUGUCAUCAUUACCUGGUGUUCCUCAGAUGACCGACAGGGACACGUGUCAUCAUCACCUGGUGUUCCUCAGACGACUGACAGGGACAUGUGUCAUCAUCACCUGGUGUUCCUCAGACAACUGACAGAGACAUGUCAUCAUCACCUGGUGUUCCUCAGACGACCGACAGUGACACGUGUCAUCAUCACCUGGUGUUCCUCAGACGACCGACAGUGACACGUGUCAUCAUCACCUGGUGUUCCUCAGACAACUGACAGAGACACAUGUCAUCAUCACCUGGUGUUCCUCAGACAACUGACAGAGACACGUGUCAUCAUCACCUGGUGUUCCUCAGACGACCGACAGUGACACGUGUCAUCAUCACCUGGUGUUCCUCAGACGACCGACAGUGACACGUGUCAUCAUCACCUCGUGUUCCUCAGACGACCGACAAAGACACGUGUGUCAUUGUCACCUGGUGUUCCUCAGACGACUUACAGUGACACGUGUCAUCAUCACCUGGUGUUCCUCAGACGACCGACAGGCAGACACGUGUCAUCAUUACCUGGUGUUCCUCAGAUGACUGACAGGGACACAUGUCAUCAUCACCCGUUUUUCCUCAGACGACCGACAAAGACAUGUGUCAUCAUCACCCGUUAUUCCUCAGACGACCGACAGUGACACGUGUCAUCAUCACCUGGUGUUCCUCAGACGACCGACAGGCAGACACGUGUCAUCAUUACCUGGUGUUCCUCAGACAACUGACAGGGACACAUGUCAUCAUCACCUGGUGUUCCUCAGACGACUGACAGGGACACGUGUCAUCAUCACCUGGUGUUCCUCAGACAACUGACAGGGACACAUGUCAUCAUCACCUGGUGUUCCUCAGACGGCCGACAGGGACACGUGUCAUCAUCACCUGGUGUUCCUCAGACGACCGACAGGCAGACACGUGUCAUCAUUACCUGGUGUUCCUCAGACGACCGACAGUGACACGUGUCAUCAUCACCUGGUGUUCCUCAGACGACUGACAGAGACACAUGUCAUCAUCACCUGGUGUUCCUCAGACAACUGACAGGGACACACUACAAAACAAUCUCAGGAUCAUGGAAUUCCUCUUUUAUGUGUUCUUUUUGUUUUGUUGUUGCAAAGUGAUAUAAUCACAAGUUGUAAAUCUACUUCAAACGAGCAUUACCUGAUUGAUUUCUCUCGUCACCGAGGAAAAAUCGUGAAAUUGAUACGGCCAGUUGGUGGACAUAACAGUAUUACUAAUGAAGAGUUUGUUACAGUUUCUCUGGUUGUGGAAAGUUUGUACAUUGUAGUCUACAUUUGGAAGAUAUUUAUAAGUGAUUUGCUCAAAUUGAAAAAAGUUUUUCUGUGAAAUUCUGAUUUGAUGAAUUCCGGAUAUUUGUUGAAGCAGAACUACUUUGAAUUGUUCGGUCGAUACAAUUUUGUUUUUAAGACACUGUAAUUAUGUUGACCAAUUAAUUUAUAUUCAAACAUUUGAAAAAUGUUUGUGACAAAGCACAUAUCUAAAAUAAUAUAUUUACAAUUUUUAUAUAAGUAUUGAUGACUAUUGACCCCGAGACAAAAUGAUAUGCCAGUGACCCUAUUGUUAGUUUAUUUGUGAUUUUUAGUAACAGAAUAUCUGGUCAAAAGAAUAACUGAUCUUGAUAUCCGUCUGGGCCCUGAACAUGAUUGAAUCUCCAGUUUAGUCAUAUAACAAAGUAUUGGAAAAUAUUAAUUCAUGACAAUUUUUUAAAAUUAUAUAAUGUAAUGUGUGUAUUAUCAAGCGGAGUGUUGUACCUGGGUAAGAAAACAUUUGGAAAGACGAUCAAGGAAUUCCAUUCUAAAAAUAACCAAGGAAUUUCAUUCUUAAAUAAUCAUGGAAUUACAUUCUUAAAAUAAUCAAGGUGUUCCAUUCUAAAGAUAAUCAAGGAAUUCCAUUCAAAAAAUAAUCAAGGUGUUCCAUUCUAAAGAUAAUCAAGGAAUUUCAUUCUAGGCGAGUUAUUUAUUUCUUAAUCAUACUAAAAAUUCAGUGCAUUAAUGGAUUUAUGUAGAUUAACGUGAUAAUGACUUGUGUUCACAGUACUUUCUGUAAAAACGAUAAACAGAAACUGUAACAACUUGUAACACAAUAAUGAAUAAUAUAGCACAAUGCUUUCAGCACUAAAACCCCUAAAAUAAGAUUACUGCUAAAAUCUGUACAUUUACAGUACAAUUGUCCCGUUUUGAAUCGUGAGCUACUGUAAACCAAUUUAUUUUGGCGGCAACAUGAUUUAGCGUUUUCAUGCAAAACAGUUUUUUGCGGCAAUUACACAAUUUAAUCGCACUCGAAAAUAAGUUGGAUUCCAGUAUAUUUUUCCACAUAGUAUGAAAACAUAACUAUUUUAUCUAUAGUGACUAGAAUUUGUUAUUUUCUUGACUCCAUUCUCUAUAAAUAAGAUGUGACUGUCUUACUUCGUGCGUCUCAGUAGAUUUGUCACUGGAGUGUCUCACCACGAAAGUCAUUAAAUUGUCGUGUCUCCUAUCACAAGACUCGGUGAGGUCUCCCUCUACAAAACGUCUCCUAUCACAAGACUCGGUGAGGUCUCCCUCUACACAACGUCUCCUAUCACAAGACUCGGUGAGGUCUCCCUCUACAAAACAUCACCUCAUUAUCGUUAUCACUGUACAUUAGUAACAUUACAGAUUUGAUUUUUUAUGAAUGAAUAAAUUUAUGAUAUAUUGUC
Molecule: messenger RNA, 5616 nt
Organism: Pecten maximus
Lineage: Eukaryota; Metazoa; Mollusca; Bivalvia; Pectinida; Pectinidae
Product: tetratricopeptide repeat protein 12-like
Exons: 17
Coding region: 69-2288 (739 amino acids)
Molecular function (GO): protein binding
Source: RefSeq, a predicted model, not a curated record